GUUUCCCAAAACCCAUCAGUAUUCGAUCCGAUCGUCCACAUAAAGUAGGGAGUUCACAUCUCUCUCUUCUUCACUGAAGACUGAGGACUGAAGCUCUCUCUACAAGCUUAGCCUAUCACGCACAUAAGCAGAACUUUCAGUUUGUUUACAAUGGCGGCGACUAUGAAUGCGAUCGGGGUGUUGAGAGUGCCGUCAUCGGCGUCUUCAUCAUCGUCGUCGCAUUCGUCGAAUUUGAGUAGGAAGGCUUCCUUCCGAGGCCUAUCAUUCUCGUCAUCUCAGAUUUCCGGAGAGAAGAUUUCAUGGCAGGAGUUUUCUGGUCGGCGCGAAACAGCUUCUAGAAAUCAGAGGACUCCAAUCGUCGUUUCUCCGAUCGCAGUUUCGGAUUCGAAGAACUCGCAGACAUGUCUUGACCCCGACGCCAGCCGUAGUGUGUUGGGCAUUAUACUUGGUGGUGGUGCUGGGACCCGUCUUUACCCACUUACCAAGAAAAGGGCAAAACCUGCUGUUCCUUUAGGAGCAAAUUACAGACUGAUUGAUAUUCCAGUGAGCAAUUGCUUGAACAGCAACAUAUCAAAGAUCUAUGUUCUCACACAGUUCAACUCUGCAUCUCUCAAUCGCCACCUUUCUCGGGCAUAUGCCAGUAACUUGGGUGGUUACAAGAAUGAAGGCUUUGUUGAAGUUCUUGCUGCUCAGCAGAGUCCAGAAAACCCUAAUUGGUUCCAGGGUACAGCUGAUGCAGUUAGACAGUACUUGUGGUUAUUUGAUGAGCAUGAUGUCUUGGAGUUCCUGGUUCUUGCUGGGGAUCAUUUGUACCGAAUGGAUUAUGAGAGAUUCAUACAAGCGCACAGGGAAACAGACGCAGAUAUUACUGUAGCUGCACUCCCAAUGGAUGAAAAACGCGCCACUGCAUUUGGUCUUAUGAAGAUUGAUGAAGAAGGUCGUAUUAUUGAAUUUGCUGAGAAACCAAAAGGGGAUCAACUGAAAGCUAUGAAGGUUGACACGACCAUAUUAGGCCUUGAUGACGAGAGAGCUAAAGAGAUGCCAUACAUUGCUAGUAUGGGAAUCUAUGUCAUCAGCAAAGAUGUGAUGAUAAAUCUACUUCGGGAUAAGUUUCCUGGAGCCAAUGAUUUUGGAAGUGAAGUUAUUCCGGGUGCAACUUCGAUUGGAAUGAGGGUUCAAGCUUAUUUAUAUGAUGGCUACUGGGAAGACAUUGGUACAAUUGAGGCAUUUUAUAAUGCAAAUUUGGGAAUCACUAAAAGGCCAUUACCUGAUUUCAGCUUCUAUGACCGUUCAUCUCCAAUCUACACCCAACCGCGCUAUUUGCCUCCAUCUAAGAUGCUUGAUGCAGACAUCACUGAUAGUGUUAUCGGUGAAGGUUGUGUGAUCAAGAACUGUAAAAUUCACCAUUCUGUGGUUGGGCUUCGAUCUUGCAUAUCCGAAGGUGCAAUUAUAGAGGACACAUUGCUGAUGGGAGCAGAUUAUUAUGAGACAGAUGCUGACAGGAGAUUUCUGGCUGCGAAAGGUGGCGUCCCAAUCGGUAUUGGCAAGAACUCUCACAUCAAGAGGGCCAUAAUUGACAAGAACGCUAGGAUUGGGGAAAAUGUGAAGAUCAUUAACAGCAACGAUGUGCAAGAAGCAGCUAGGGAGACGGAUGGAUAUUUCAUAAAGAGCGGGAUCGUCACUGUAAUCAAGGAUGCUUUGAUACCUAGUGGAACCGUGAUCUAGAAAGCACCCAACUGUUUGACAAGUUACCACGGGACUCUGCAACUCUACCGCAGUUGAUUGACACAAGAUUUAUACGGUAGCACUUCCCGUGAGUUUUCUGCUGUCUCUGUUUUGUCAUACGCAACAAUGUACAGCUUUCUCGGUUUAAUUACAAUACUCAGCAUUAAGAAAUCCAGAGCUUGUAGCAUAGAAAUCAUUAAUGCUGAAGAUGCAUAGAAUUAUUCUCUCCUGCCAAUUUUGAAAUACACCCAAAAGGGGUAAAGAAAGCUUCAGUUGACAUUUAUUCAUAACAGAGUACAUGUUUAUAAACUUCAAAAUAUUAUCACAAGAUAUGUGUUCCUUGCCU
Messenger RNA from Tripterygium wilfordii, 2071 nucleotides. RefSeq names its product glucose-1-phosphate adenylyltransferase small subunit 2, chloroplastic. Gene Ontology annotation, molecular function: glucose-1-phosphate adenylyltransferase activity. The coding region runs from base 151 to 1725 and encodes 524 amino acids. NCBI's taxonomy places the organism in Eukaryota, Viridiplantae, Streptophyta, Magnoliopsida, Celastrales, Celastraceae. Gene Ontology annotation, biological process: glycogen biosynthetic process. The record is from RefSeq and is a predicted model, not a curated record. The transcript is spliced from 9 exons.